Penicilliopsis zonata CBS 506.65 is the source of this 354-nucleotide messenger RNA. RefSeq lists its product as hypothetical. The coding region runs from base 1 to 354 and encodes 117 amino acids. The record is from RefSeq and is a predicted model, not a curated record. The transcript has a single exon. Lineage: Eukaryota; Fungi; Ascomycota; Eurotiomycetes; Eurotiales; Aspergillaceae.
AUGUCUGUGCCUUUGCUUGCAUUCCUGUCGCCGGCUGCUGCCCAUCUAUCCCAUUCCCUACCACUACUUGGGGAGGCAGCGUCCAUUCCUCACGCCCAUCUUCCCCCCUCAUCCUUCCUUUUGCUGGCUUCCUCUGCCACCGACCUCAUCGAGACCUGCCAAGCACCAUCCGGAGAUUACCCUGGCGCGGUGCUUGUCGGUCGGCCCAAGGGCGGCCUGCAAGGGCGUCCGAGUCAUGCCCACGCUGCAUCUCUUCCUCCGCCAUUACCGGUGGGGAGGAGAGAAAGAAGAAUCACACCGCCCAGCCUGCUGCGAGCCCACAUAUCCCAUGCAUUCAUGAAAACAGUGUUUUGA